Messenger RNA from Staurois parvus, 309 nucleotides. Lineage: Eukaryota; Metazoa; Chordata; Amphibia; Anura; Ranidae. The record is from the annotation of a GenBank genome assembly.
GGGGAGGAACAGUGUGCCCCAUCGUUGGUGUCAGUGGGGGGAGGAACAGUGCCCCAUCGUUGGUGUCAGUGGGGGGAGGAACAGUGCCCCAUCGUUGGUGUCAGUGGGGGGAGGAACAGUGCCCCAUCGUGGGUGUCAGUGGGUGGGGGGAGGAAUAGCGCCCCAUCGUUGGUGUCAGUGGGGGGAGGAAUAGCGCCCCAUCGUGGGUGUCAGUGGGGGGAGGAAUAGCGCCCCAUCGUUGGUGUCAGUGGGGGGAGGAAUAGCGCCCCAUCGUUGGUGUCAGUGGGGGGAGGAAUAGCGCCCCAUCGU